Vespula vulgaris is the source of this 5643-nucleotide messenger RNA. RefSeq names its product tyrosine-protein phosphatase corkscrew-like. The record is from RefSeq and is a predicted model, not a curated record. The transcript is spliced from 12 exons. The coding region runs from base 165 to 1904 and encodes 579 amino acids. Gene Ontology annotation, molecular function: protein tyrosine phosphatase activity. NCBI's taxonomy places the organism in Eukaryota, Metazoa, Arthropoda, Insecta, Hymenoptera, Vespidae. Gene Ontology annotation, biological process: protein dephosphorylation.
CUAGUAUGCGGUGGUGUACUAUGUAAAAUGAAUUAUGUCAAACAGCGUUAUAGUGCUUAGUUAAUGUUUAGUUAAAGUAUUUAGAAUUUUGUGGUCGCCACUGUGAAUUUCAAUGUGUUACAAUGAAGAAUUAAUUACAAGCAGGGCGUAGUUGUAAUUGCGACAUGGCAUCCCGCAGAUGGUUUCACCCUAACAUAUCAGGAUUAGAGGCAGAGCGUUUAUUAAUGGAACGAGGUUAUGAUAGUUCCUUUCUGGCACGUCCAAGUUCAUCCAAUCCUGGUGAUUUUACAUUAUCUGUAAGACGAAAUGGUGAAGUGACUCAUAUUAAAAUACAAAAUACAGGAGACUUUUAUGAUCUUUAUGGAGGUGAAAAAUUUGCUACGUUAUCAGAACUUGUACAAUUUUACAUGGAAAAUGGUGGCCAGCUUCGUAAAAAAAAUGGAGAGAUAAUAGAAUUGAAAUAUCCUUUGAAUUGUGCUGAUCCAACAACUGAAAGGUGGUUCCAUGGCCAUUUAUCAGCAAAGGAAGCAGAAAGAUUGAUGAUGGAAAGGGGAAAAAAUGGAUCUUUUCUAGUUCGUGAAUCACAGAGCAAACCUGGUGACUUUGUAUUAUCAGUUCGUACUGAUGACCGUGUUACACAUGUUAUGAUACGAUCUCAGGAUAAUAAAUAUGAUGUGGGAGGAGGGGAUAAAUUUGACAGUCUUAGUGAUCUUAUAGAACAUUAUAAACGUAAUCCAAUGGUUGAAACAAGUGGAAGUGUUGUUCAUCUCAGACAACCAUUCAAUGCAACUCGUAUAAAUGCUAGUGGAAUUGAAAGCAGAGUUAGACAGUUACACAAAGAAAACGGGUGUUCUAACGGAUUAUUAUGUCGAAAUGGCGCGACGGAUACUAAUGAAGGCAGUACAGGUCGUGGUAAAGGAAAAGCAGGCUUUUGGGAAGAAUUCGAAUCGUUACAACAACUAGAAUGUCGUCAUUUGUUUUCCAGGAAAGAAGGUUUAAGAUUAGAAAAUCGAGCUAAAAAUCGAUAUAAAAAUAUUUUACCAUUUGAUCACACGAGAGUACGCUUGAAGGAUGUUGAUCCUAAUGUACCUGGAUCAGAUUAUAUCAAUGCUAAUUAUAUCAGGAAUGAAGAAGGCGAUGGAGCUGUACCUGGUAUCAGUGGAAACGAUGUUGGCCAGUUUAAUAAAUGUUAUAUUGCUACACAAGGUUGUCUUCCAAAUACCAUUGGAGACUUUUGGCACAUGGUGUAUCAAGAAAACACUCGAGUAAUCGUUAUGACAACGAAAGAAAUGGAAAGAGGAAAAAACAAAUGUGCUCGAUAUUGGCCCGAAGAGGGAGAAAUUGCAGAAUAUGGAGGCACAUGGAAAGUUCAUGCUCUUUCUUGUACUGUAACAGCAGAUUAUACUUUACGUGAAUUUUUAUUACAAGGAAACAAGCCAAACUUCAUGGUUGCCAGAAGAAUAUUCCAUUACCAUUUUCAAGCAUGGCCUGAUCAUGGUGUACCAUCAGAUCCUGGUUGUGUUUUAAACUUUCUUCAUGACGUAAAUGCUAGACAAGAAUUGAUAGCUGCAGCUGUUGCAUCGAAUACUCAAAAUGCACCAAGCAUGGGGCCGAUUCUUGUUCAUUGUAGCGCUGGAAUAGGAAGAACUGGAACUUUUAUUGUUAUUGAUAUGAUUUUGGAUCAAAUUAAACGCCAUGGUCUCGAUUGUGAAAUUGAUAUUCAACGAACGAUUCAAAGAGUACGUUCUCAGAGAUCAGGUAUGGUACAGACUGAAGCACAAUAUAAAUUUGUUUAUCUCGCGGUCUUACAUUACAUUGAGACUGUAUCUCAGAGAAUGCAAGCUGAACAGAAAUCACUUCAGUUAGGUCGUGAAUAUACUAAUAUCCGAUUACGACGGUAUUGAAUGUUAAGAUCGUGUAGCGAAUACGACGAGGAAUGAGCCGCGGGAAGCUGCUCAAACCAAUUCUCUCAUCGCAGAAAAGUAAAUGUUUUAAAAGUAAGAUGGUUUUCACCGACGUAACUGGUAUCUCGGUUCGCUUAUUAACAUUAUUAAGAAUUGAGCAGUUAAAUCGAUUAUCACGUGAUAGGUGUAAUUCGCCAGAACCGAGAAAGCGUAGUUAUCGGGGAAAAAGAAGUGAAAGAAACAAAGAUGAUAAUUUAUUUCAUUGCCUAGCUCGCGUUGAAGAGGGAAACUCUCAAUCGAAAAAAAGAGGUUAAGACUACCAAGAUUCUAUCUCGGAAUAAAAACAACUUUUAAAUAAUUAACGUAUGUUUAUGUGUGUAUAUAUAUGUGUAUAUAUAUAUAUAUAUAUAUAUAUAUAUAUAUAUAUAAAAUGGUAAAGAUGUGAAAUUCCGACAGAAAUAAAAAUAUAAGUAAUUAUAAAAGGAAAUACGAUAAAUUUCAACAAGGAAAUUGGACAAAAUAACUCGUGUCUUGAUGAUAGAAAUGUUCGGGCGAAACUGUUAUAUAAACAAGUCGCGAAUGUAUACAUUUUCCUAAUAGUACAAAACACAAGAGGUAUUCGAUUUAAUAUACGAGCGAAAUACAUAAACAAUACUCCUGUAUACAUAUCUUAUAAUCCCGAUACACGCAACAGAAAACAAAUUAUUAAACGAUCUUCCGACUAGGAAGAAAACUCACGAAAGAAACAUGGAGACAGUGCUAUGAAUCGCAGAAUUGUAUGUAUGAUAUGCCGUAUGUGCAUACUCACAUGCACUCAAGUACUUACACAUGUUAAAACGUUCAAAUCUUUACAUAAAGAUUCUUAAGAAAGAAAAAAAAAAGUAAACAAAAAUCUAAUACUUGUGAGCUUCGUCUAAAACAAAAUAAGAAAGAAAUAUCCUUUCAGAUGUUUCAUCAAUGAAUGGUCUCGACUUAUAACUAGUCGUGAAUUUCAUCAAAACGAGCUUAUUCCUAGUCCAACGUUUAAUAUUUUCUGAAGCUAAGGAAAUAAGUAUAAAAGCUUAUAUUCGUUGAAGAAAAAUAGAAGAAGUCAGCAAGGUAAAGUGUGUGUGUUCUACGAGAAAGAUAAACGAUGAUGGAGGCCAAGUAUACAGUGAUUCACUACAGGAAUUUAACCUUGACAGAGAUUAUAAACGAAAUUAUAAUACGUUUCGUAGAAUUGAAAAGAUCAGAUGGAUUAAAUAUCUGAAUUUAAUUAAAAACCUCCCGAGUAAAUAAUCUUACAGAAAAGGAUCGUCUAUUAUCUGCGAAGAAAAUCUGUAUUCUGGAGUUUUAAUUGUCGUCGUUUCGUGUUUAUUUGUGCUUAAAAUACGAAAGUUUUCUAAUUCGCACUUGGAAUGACCGCCAUUUGUAUCACGCUUUCAUUAAAACAAAAUGUGCGCGAUUUUGUCCAGCAUUGCCAACCUAAUUUUAUCGUUAAUCGAUAAUAAUGUUGGUACGCAUUACUCUUUGUUAUUAUCGAUAAUAUUUCGAUUAUCAGAAGAAAGGUAUCGACAAAUGUUUACCUAAAUCGAAGACAAUUUGGAGAAAUAUUAGUUUAGUAAAUUUCGGCGAAUUAUAGGAGGUUUUAUUACUUGUGUCAUAAUAUUUUCUUUACAAUAAAUUGAUUACCUUGCAGAGUAUAUGUACAUUUAUGUAUGUAUGUAUACUUUAUUUAUUCGAAAUUAUGAUACAAGUAAAAUGUGAUUAUGUGCUUAGUUACAUAAGUACGGACAAUACAUAACAUCCUGUAAAGAAUAAUACUUCCUAUGGGAAGAAAAUAAUCAGAUUAUUGAAAAUAAGAACUAGGAUUGCAUAAAUAAGACAAAUUUAUCAAGAAAUUACAUAUAUAUAUGAUAUUUGAAGCAGCAAACAACUAUUCACCAGUAUCAUAAUGGUUAGUCUAUUAUACAUCUAUUGUUCAUAUUGUACCAUAGUAUAUAUUUUAAAGAUAAAAGUUAUAUAUGGUUUAUGAACUACAGGAUAGCAAUCUUUAUUAAAAAAUUUAAUACUUUCAUUAUAAAAUAUACAAUCUUGAUGCAAUUGUUUUUUUUUAUGCUGCUAAUACUCUUAUAUCUAUGUCGUAUACAUAGAUUAUGAGAUAAAUUCAACUUUAUUAAUUGGAAAUUCAUUUGCAAAAAUUUUAUGAAUCUCAAAUUAUAUAAAAUUUUGAAUAUUGAUUUUAUAAAUUAACUGAUAAUUUUAAUAACAUAAUAAAUAAUGUCUUUGAAAAAUAAUAAAUGAAUGAAGACAGGUAUAAGUAUUAAUUUCAUAUAAAAAAAAAAGACACCUAAAGAUUUUUGUGAGUGGAAAGUUUUACAAAAUCCAAUUACUAUUGCAUAAUAACUAAGACAAAUUUUUACAAUUUUGAUUAUAUUAUUAUUAUAUAGAUAUACUUUUUUUUACUAUGACUGUAUAGUUCUAUAUAGAUAUUUUUUAAUAACAGUUAAGAUUGAUUUUAUCAUUAAAGUUUUUAUUAUGUGCUUUCAAAUCGAAGCAUAAAAGUUUGCCCAAUUGAAUAAUAACCUGAACUAGCUUUAUGAGGCAAAAUAUAUAAAGAUGUGAUACAUCAUUUAAAUAUCUUUUAUUGUUUAACAUCUAUGGACUUAUUAAUUAAUAUAAAAUAUCUUAUACGCACAUAUGACAAUGCUGCUUAAAAAUUCUAGCUUUUCUUUUUAAUUUAUUGUACUUGAGUGUAUGUUUGUCAAAAGUUUAAAUAUGUAUACACAUUCUACAGUAAUGAUGUACUUUAUUUAAUAGUUGUCAAAAUAUUAAUCUCUAAAGAAUUCUUGGUACCAUAUAUAAACAUUUGAUAGAUCCUAUCUUAAUAUAAACAUUUAAUAAAAAUUUUAAUAUAAGAAGUAUGUUCUUUUAUAAUUCCAAUGUUAGUAAUUGAUUAUUAUUGAUCUUAAAUCAUAAAUGUAUAAUAACUUUAUAGCUCAAUGAAUACUUGUAAAUUUAAAUCUUUUUAUGGAUUAUAUUAAAAUGUACAUUUAUAUACUUAUUAGUUAUAAUCUUUUUAUUUUUAUUUUUAAUGCAAUAACACGCUUUCUUAUUAUUUUUUAUCAAUGUGUUGUUAUAGUUAUUCAAAGAAUUAAGUUAAACAUUUACAUUACAAAUUAAAAUCAAUACAUCAUUUUGUAGAAAGUUUUAUAAAUUCUGAUUGUCAUUAUUAUAAUAUGUAGUAUGUAUAUGUCAUUAUAACUAACAUAAAUUUCAUGAUCCUGUAAAUUUGUAUACAAGAGAACAUAUAAUUCGUAAACAAAUUGUUUCUUCACAAAAUAUAUAAAAAAAUUAAAUCACAUAAGAAAAAUUAUCAAAAUACCAAAUCCUUCUUUUUCAAAUGUCUUAAAAUGUUUCAAAGUAUAUCAGUUAGAAGUAUCAAAAGAAGAUAAUUAAAUAGUUAAGAAAAAAAAAAAAAACUGUAUUGUCCUAAACUCUCUCUAAUUACUGAAGCACAUUUAUUUAAACUGUAGAAUAAAAUAACAAAUGAAUAUAUGAAUGUAAAUAAAAAGAAGUUUUUAAUUAUUAAAACCUAGUAUUGGUUCGAAAAGUAUAUAGGACAAAAGAGUAGUGUUGUAAACGAGAAUUCAGAGAAUAUAAAAUAAUUCUAUAGUUUAUUUUUUUGGAAUAAUAUUAUUAUGUAUAAACUGCCAAUGUUAAUGUCUUAAUUAAUAUAUUAAUACCAAUCAUAAUAGUU